AUGGGCUCAGUUCAAAGACAAGCUCCAGUUUAUGGAGAGCGAUUGCUGCCCAACGUGGUCGACGAAGAAGCUACAGACAAUCCUGAUCGUAUCAUAUUUUCAUUGGCGAAAACUACAAAGGCGGUAGAUGGCUUCGUUGAUAUAUCAAGCAAGCGUCUCGCCAAUGCGGUUAACAGGGCCGCUUGGUGGAUUGAAAAGUCGCUCGGAAAGGGGAAUAACUUUCCAACAGUAGGAUAUGUUGGUCCUACGGAUAUGAGAUAUCAAAUCCUCCCCUUGGCACUCAUGAAAACUGGUUAUAAGAUUCUUCUCAAUUCUCCCCGGAACAGUAUCGAGGGACAUCUCAAUGUCAUAAAACAAGCCGAGUGUAACAUUUGGUUACUACCCAGUCAAGGUACUGGAAAUAUCGGCGAAGUACUCGAGGUCCACUCUAUGACCGUUCUCGAUUGUCCAGAGCUCAAUUUCUUUCUCGACGAGACCCCGGUUCCACACUAUGCCUAUGAUAAAACGUGGGCAGAGGCAUCUACUGAACCUGCUCUCGUCCUGCACACAUCUGGAUCAACAGGUCUUCCUAAACCUAUUGUCAUAAAAAACGCUUUAAUUGCGUGCUUGGAUGCCAAUCGGUUGGCACCGUGUACAGACGGAGAACAACUUCACUUGCAUGUAUGGCAAGGAAGUAGACAAUUUUCAACUUUUCCACCUUUCCAUGCCGCUGGUUUUUACAUGAACCUGGUCAGCACAUUGUAUUACGGGCUCAAUAUCGUACAGGCAUUACCGUCAGCUCCAAUAACUUCCAAUCUAGUAGACGACAUGAUGGAACAUGCCGGCGUUGAUGGCUUGAUGCUUGCUCCAUCAACAGUGGAAGAGUUGGCAUUCUCUCCCUCGAGCCUACAAUGGAUUCAAAGGAAAAAUAUCAAGUUUAUUGGCUUUGGUGGUGGACCACUUGGGCAAAAGGCUGGAGAUAUCCUUGCAAAAUUCACAACUCUUCUCAAUUUCAUUGGAAGCACAGAAGCUUCCCUAUUCGCACUCAUUCAGACAGGAAGAGAGGAUUGGAGAUACUUUAAAUUCCACCCCAACAAUGGGCUUAAAUUUGUCGAGACAAGCGACGGCCUCUAUGAGAUGUUUAUGAUACGGAAUCCAAAAUUGCAAAAGUGGCAAGGGUUGUUCCACACCUUCCCUGAGCUCAACGAGAUCUCCACAAAAGAUUUAUAUGAAAAAAAUCCCACAAAACCAGAUCUUUGGGCCUACCGGGGUAGAUCAGAUGAUAUCAUUGUGUUUUCCAAUGGCGAGAAGCUAAAUCCUAUCACAAUAGAACAGACCAUCAAUGAACACCCCGAUGUACGCUCAGCAAUAGUUGUCGGCCAGGCCCGCUUCCAACCUGCUGUUAUUAUUGAGUUGGCUGAUUCGGUGGAAGUAACUGAAGAGAAAAAACAGGAUUUGAUUACUCGUAUUCAACCUUUCAUCGAUGCCGCAAACAAGGAUUCGCCAUCUCAUGCACAAAUCAAAGAUGGCUUUGUGAUUUUUGCUAAACCCGAAAAGCCAUUCCUGCGCGCCGGAAAGGGUACCGUUCAACGUGUGGCAACAGUCAAGCUCUACGACUCGGAAGUCGAAGAGCUCUUCUCCAGCGCAGAAGCUGGUGAUGACAGUAGCCUCGAAACUGAUUCUUUGGAAUCGUUGACUCUCACGUUGAAGGUUUUAGUCGUCAAGGUAGCUAAUCUGAAGGAUCUCGAUGUCGAUGAGGAUGUUUUUGCGAGCGGAUCAUUUGAUUCUUUGCUUGUUUUUACUCUUUUGCGACAAUUGCGAUCAGCAUUGAAGAAGGACAAUGUGGAGUCCGAGAAGUUACAAGCCAGCACGAUUUAUAAUAAUCCGACUGUGAAAUCUCUGGCAUCGGUUCUUUACAAGCUUGCUAACCCAUCAGACAAUGAAGGCGAUGCUUCAAGAACAGAUUUUGAUGAAAGACAGCAAAUGUUUGAAAAAUAUGUCAAGGAUUUACCAUCUAGAACCUCAGAAAAUGCCGCUGAGGAUCCGACCACUAAGAUUUCUGUUAUUUUGACAGGAAGUACCGGUUCUAUGGGUAGUUACAUGCUCGAUGAUUUGGUGGCAUUGCCUCACAUCUAUAGAGUCUACGCUCUUAAUCGUGCUGUUAAUGGCGAGGAAAGACAAAGAGGGGCGAGUGAGAGUCACGGCCUCAAAACAGAUUUCAGCAAGGUUCGAUUUUUCAGAACAGAUAUGUCGCAACCACAUUUUGGUCUCGACCAGGAGAAAUACGAUGAGCUCUUGAGUAACGUCACUCAUAUUAUUCAUAAUCAAUGGCAAGUUGACUUCAACUUGAGUCUGGCUUCCUUCGAGCCUCACAUCAGAGGAGUACGCAAUCUCAUCGACUUUGCAGCUCAAAGCAAACAUAACGCUGUUUUAUCUUUCAUUUCUUCCAUUGGUGUCACACAAGGAAUUAACUGGGAGAACGCAAUUCCGGAGUCCAUUAUUGAGGAUUGGAAUUCGGCAGCUAUGGGUUAUGGUUCCUCGAAACUCAUAUCCGAACGCCUCGUGGCUGAAGCCCAGAAGGUUAGUGGUGUUCGUACCCAGGUGCUACGUGUUGGUCAAGUAUCAGGUCCUGUUCGGAAGGAGAAGGGUAGAUGGAAUAUCCAGGAGUGGUUCCCUACUAUCGUUUCUACAUCACAAUAUAUGAAAUGUGUACCUACGAACUUGGCAGUCAUGAAUCGCAUCGAUUGGGUUCCAGUCGACGUUCUCUCAAACAUCAUCCUUGACCUCGCCGAUCUCACCAACCCUUCCAAACACUUCACCGAGUACCCUUCUACUCCAUUUUUCCAUCUCGUCAACCCUAGAAGCAUAGAAUGGUCACAAAUAUACCCCGUCCUUGUCAAGGACAUCGGUUCCGAAUGUGAAAUUGUUGAAUGGUCCGAAUGGGUAGCCAGACUUCGAGCAUCCGCCGAACGUGGAGAAAUCAAGGAGAACCGCGGAAUCAAAUUGUUAGAGUUCUACGAGGGCAUAACAAAUGGAUUUCCAUUGGCAGUUUUGGAAACGGAGAAGACGGUAGACAAGAGUGAGACGUUGGGAAAGUUGGGUCCGGUUACUCAAGAUUGGAUGGAGUUGUGGAUGAGACAGUGGAGUGCUUGA
This is a messenger RNA of Sclerotinia sclerotiorum 1980 UF-70, 3132 nucleotides long. RefSeq lists its product as hypothetical. Lineage: Eukaryota; Fungi; Ascomycota; Leotiomycetes; Helotiales; Sclerotiniaceae. The coding region runs from base 1 to 3132 and encodes 1043 amino acids. The transcript is spliced from 3 exons. The record is from RefSeq and is a predicted model, not a curated record.